Molecule: messenger RNA, 1212 nt
Organism: Zerene cesonia (dogface butterfly)
Lineage: Eukaryota; Metazoa; Arthropoda; Insecta; Lepidoptera; Pieridae
Product: zinc finger protein 691-like
Exons: 5
Coding region: 1-1200 (399 amino acids)
Biological process (GO): regulation of DNA-templated transcription
Molecular function (GO): DNA-binding transcription factor activity, RNA polymerase II-specific; RNA polymerase II cis-regulatory region sequence-specific DNA binding
Source: RefSeq, a predicted model, not a curated record
AUGUUACCAUUACCCCACAAAAUAUCCUCCACGUUCGGGAGUGGGGAGACGGAGAUUCACACCGAUGACAGUCUUCCGAAAGCCAUUUGUCAUGAUUGCUUACAACAAAUAAGUAAUUUACAUUUGUACACAGUAAAGGUAGAAAAAACACAAAAAUUUUUAGAGUUUCACAAAAACAAAACUAAUGAGGAAAGAGCUCAAGUAACAACGGAACCUAAACACUAUCCACUUAUUAGUGAAUUAUCGGCUCGUAAUUUAGACUCGACAAAUACUAAUGUGAGCCCAGUGGAGCAGCAAAAGCCUAAAGCACAGUCCACGGAGUUGCAACAAGGUGAUACAAAACCAUUGAAAACAAAACACGUAAAGAAGAAGACACCAUCAGAAAUGAAAUAUUUGGAAGCUAUGCCUCUAGAAGAAUUUGCUAAAACAGAAAAAGUUGACAAAUCUUUACUAAACAGCACAAUAUCUGCAAAUAAUCCAAUCCAAAUAAACAAAAAUGAAAAACCUAAAAAAGAUGAGGAAGUAAUUAAUGACGUAUUGGAUCCAAUAGUGAUUGUUGAUGGGCGACCUGCGAAGCAAGGCGCUGCUUUGGAUAGGCAAAUAACGCUGUUUUAUAAGAUGGAAUGUUGCAUUUGCCAUGAAACAGGAUUCAAUUUUAGGUCGUUAAUGAAACACUACAAAGACAGACAUGGCGUCCCUGGCUACGUAACAUGCUGUGAAAAAAAAUUCCACUACUUCUACCCUAAAAAAAUUAUAGAGCAUAUGGCUUAUCAUCUUCAGCCCAACAUAUUUAUGUGUCCGAGUUGUCAUCAGAACUUUCAAACAUCCCAAGACUUAACAGAACACCAAAGCAAUGGGGGUCGGACAGAAGGCAAGAUAUUGUGUCCACGGUGUUCAGAGCGCUAUCCCACUUAUCGUGAACUGGGGGCGCACCUUGUCACACAUCGCACCGAUAAACUGCAGUGCGAUUACUGUGGAAAAUUAUUAAAACAUCAUCAUCGGAAGAAGUCAGUCAACCAUAUGGAAGACAUUAUUUUAUGUUCUCAGUGUGUACGCACCCUCAAAAAUAUUGAAAAACAAGAAAGAGAUAUUAAAGACAAAGUUAAAGCGAAAAGUAUUGACGCUAUAACAGUGCAGAAGUAUCAAAAAUUUCGGCAAGCCAUGGGACUGUCAGCUGAUGAGGAAGCAUCGUCAGACUAAAUAAAAAUUGAA